Trachymyrmex septentrionalis is the source of this 2573-nucleotide messenger RNA. RefSeq names its product BTB/POZ domain-containing protein 9 (gene BTBD9). The transcript is spliced from 9 exons. Bases 477 to 2294 code for a protein of 605 amino acids. The record is from RefSeq and is a predicted model, not a curated record. NCBI's taxonomy places the organism in Eukaryota, Metazoa, Arthropoda, Insecta, Hymenoptera, Formicidae. Gene Ontology annotation, biological process: adult locomotory behavior; modulation of chemical synaptic transmission; circadian behavior. Gene Ontology annotation, molecular function: protein binding.
UCGAUCGAUAGUGACAAUAGCAGAAAAUAGUGGCGGUGAAAAUUGCUGGAAUUCCUUUCAUUUACGCGUCUUAUGAGAAUAAAACGGAGUGAUUCGUAACACAAGGUGGUUGUAUUCGCUCGACAAAACAUCAGAUCGUGCGAGAUGUAAUAAUUUUUACGUGACACGUUUGUAUUCUCGCCAAUUUCAUCGAUCAACAUUACUUUUGCACACAUAUGUGUUCCGCUUAUGCAUUAAAGAAGAGUUUUGCUUCUUUCUCAUUAUUCUCUCACGUCGUAUCGCUGCUAAACUAAAUGCGAUCGACACGUGCGGCUGCUGCAAAUUCUGUGAAGAGUUGUUGAGCGGAAUCUCGUUGUUGGUUACAACAACGCAGUCACGCGCGAGUAGCAAGUCGCUGAUGUUGUGACAAUUGUAACCUGUUUUGACGGCAGGACCUGGGAAGUUUGGCACGAGUGUACCAAGCGUGCUCAACGAAAAUGAGUUCAAAUCAUCAUCUGAAUUCGUCGUCCGGUGAGAUAAAUCACAUUCACUUUGUCUCUGAGGAUAUCGAGGCAUUGUACCUGUCUGAGGAGUAUGCAGACGUAACUUUAGUAGUGGCAGGUCAAAAGUUCCGUUGCCACAAGCUUAUUCUUGCCGCACGUAGUGAAUACUUUCGUGCUCUGUUGUUCGGAGGCAUGAAGGAGUCGACCCAGAGUGAAAUAGAAUUAACUGUAUCAUCGUUGCACGCUUUCAAAGGCUUGCUCAAGUACAUUUAUACCGGCCGUAUGUCUCUCACUAACGAGCGGGAUGAGGUCAUUCUUGAUAUCCUAGCUUUAGCGCAUUUAUAUGGAUUUAUGGAUUUAGAAUCAGCUAUAUCUGAUUACCUUAAAGAGAUAUUAAGCAUAAAGAAUAUAUGUUCAAUUCUGGAUACUGCAUUUUUAUAUCAUAUGGAAUUUCUAACUAACGUUUGCUUCGAAUACAUGGACGUGCAUGCAUCCGAAGUUGUACAACAUGAGAGUUUUCUACAUUUGAGUUCAGCUGCUCUAACUGAAUUGAUCUCCAGAGAUUCUUUCUGUGCGCCGGAAAUAGAAAUUUUUUCAGCUAUACGAUCGUGGGUUAAUAACAAUCCCGAUGUUGAUUCAACCGAAGUGCUAACUCAACUCAGAUUGAGUCUGAUUCCGCUGUCAGAUCUUCUAAGUGUAGUAAGACCAUCUCAAUUAAUAUCACCAGACGCACUAUUGGAUGCAAUUGCUGUACAGACACAAACACCUGAUUCGGAACUUCCGUAUCGUGGCCAUUUGCUCAUCGACGAAAAUGUUGCUGAUUCGUCUCUUGAUGCUCAAGUAUUACAAGGAGAAAUGCGUAGCUAUCUACUUAACGGUGAUGUUCACAAUUAUGAUAUGGAACGUGGUUACACAAGGCAUACUAUAUCUAAUACAGAAGAGUAUGGAAUUCUUAUUAAAUUAGGAUCACAGUAUAUUAUAAAUCAUAUAAAAAUGUUACUAUGGGAUUUAGAUUUGCGAUCUUAUUCUUAUUAUAUAGAGGGAUCUAUGAAUCAAAAGGAUUGGGUUAUGCUUGUCAAUUACAAAGAUUACUAUUGUCGUAGUUGGCAGUAUUUAUAUUUUGAACCAAGGGUAGUGCUUUAUAUUCGUAUUGUAGGAACAAAUAAUACAGUAAAUAAGGUUUUUCAUCUUGUUGACUUUGAAGCAUAUUAUACAAAUCAUACAGAAAAAAUUUCACAAGGCUUCAUUGUACCCACCAAAAACAUUGCUACUACCAUGCGAAGCGCGUGUGUCAUUGAAGGUGUGAGUAGGUCACGUAAUAAUUUAUUAAAUGGAGACACAUCUAAUUACGAUUGGGAUAGUGGUUAUACGUGCCAUCAACUUGGUUCGGGAUCUAUUCUAAUACAAUUAGGCCAACCAUAUAUGAUAGGAUCAAUGCGAUUACUACUUUGGGAUUGUGAUGAUCGUUCCUACUCAUAUUACAUAGAAGUGUCAGGCAAUUCCUGGAAUUGGGUAUCAGUCGCUGAUAAAAGCGAGGAAACCUGUAAAUCUUGGCAGACGAUACGUUUUCCGCCCCGUCCAGUAGUUUUUAUAAAAAUAGUGGGUGUUCACAAUACUGCAAAUGAGGUGUUUCAUUGCGUUCACUUGGAAUGUCCAGCGCAAAUAGAUGAUAAGAAUUCAAAAUCGCCAACGGACAAAGAAGCACAAACGUCAACAUCAUCGGACGGUAAUAAUUCCAUACUUCCUCUUCCUCCUCCGCCUCUUCCUGAGGUAGCCACAGAAGCGGUUCACAUUGAUAGUGAUGAGUCGUAAUUAAAAUAAAAGAGUCUGUAUAAGACGAUAAAACAUGAGUAACAGCUCUGACGAUUAUUUUGUAGUUGCUGCUCUUGUUAUGUAAGCUAGAUGAAUGUAAACAAUUCAUCGAGUGACCUCAAUGCAACUUUUAAGACUGUUCAAUAAUAAUUAUCCAAUAUAAGAUUGUAAUUAGUCACCUCGUUUUCUUGUUACGAGUUUUAACUUUUAUCAUCACGCCAAUGACUUUAAGUAUAAAUUAUACACAUAGCAACUGCCAAUUUUAAUUAGCGAUAUAAU